AUGUGUAACAUGGGCGCCGAAGUUGGCGCUACGACUUCUAUUUUCCCCUUUAAUGCCGCCCACGUACGAUAUCUGGAGGCGACACACCGACACGAUGUAGCAAGGGAGGCAAAGAAGUUCUCCGAUAUUAUUCAGCUUAAGGCUGAUGCUGGUGCGAAAUACGACGAAGUUAUUACCAUCGACUUAUCCACACUAGAGCCUCAUAUCAACGGACCCUUUACCCCUGAUCUAUCUACGCCGUUAUCUCAGUUUAAGCAAACAGUACAGGAGCAAAACUGGCCUGACAAGCUAUCAGCAGGUCUGAUCGGAAGUUGCACAAACAGUUCGUACGAGGAUAUGACACGUGUAGAGGGCAUGGUCCGUGAGGCGAUAGAGGCCGGUUUAAAGCCCGCAUCCGACUUUUACGUAACGCCGGGAAGUGACCAAAUCAGGGAAACUUUACGACGAGAUGGUCCUCUGGAUACGUUUAAAGAAGCCGGUGGUACUGUACUUUCAAAUGCCUGCGGCCCUUGCAUUGGUCAAUGGAAGCGACAUGAUGGCGUCGAAAAGGGGACCCCUAAUGCUAUACUUACCUCGUAUAACCGUAAUUUCCGUGGCCGCAACGACGGAAACCCAGAUACCAUGAACUUCCUCGCAUCGCCCGAAAUCGUCACCGCCAUGACUUUCGCAGGCACUACCACCUUCAACCCUAUUACCGACUCGCUUCCUACCCCAUCUGGCAAGGAGUUCAGAUUUACUCCUCCAUCGGGUCUCGAAAUCCCAGCACAGCCGUUUGAGAUAGCUCGAGAACAGUUUCGACCUCUUAGCCAAGCCCCCGACCCGUCUGUUGAUGUAGCCAUUUCACCCUCUUCCGAACGUCUUGCGCUUCUAGAACCGUUUGACCCUUUCCCUACCUCCGAUCUCUCAGGCCUUCGCGUAUUAGUCAAAGUCACCGGGAAAUGCACGACGGAUACCAUCUCUGCUGCCGGUCCUUGGUUGAAGUAUAAAGGCCAUCUUCCCAAUAUUAGCGAGAAUACACUCAACACAGCGAUAAAUGCAGAAACUGGCGAAGUUAACGUUGCUUACGACUUAGACGGGUCUAAGCACACGAUUCCCGAACUAGGAAAGCGCUGGAGGGAGGCUGCACGACCAUGGUUAGUGGUAGCAGAGCAUAACUACGGAGAGGGUAGCGCACGAGAGCACGCUGCGCUCCAACCGCGAUACUUAGGUGCCAGAAUUGUGCUUUCCAAGAGCUUUGCGCGUAUCCACGAGACGAACCUGAAGAAACAGGGUGUCGUGCCGCUGACAUUCGCCGAUGAGGCUGACUACGAUAAGAUCAGUGCUGGCGACGAGGUAUCUACGAUUGGCUUAUAUGAGAUGCUGCAAAAUGGUGGUAAGGGUGAGGUAGCACUUAAGGUGAAAAAACAGAAAACCGGAGAGGAAGUGCUUAUCAAGACAAAGCACGCUGUUAGCAAGGACCAGGCAGGUUUCAUUCUGGCGGGUAGUGCGCUGAAUCUGCUCUCGAAAAAGUAA
Messenger RNA from Daldinia childiae, 1512 nucleotides. Its product is annotated as putative aconitate hydratase, mitochondrial. The record is from RefSeq and is a predicted model, not a curated record. NCBI's taxonomy places the organism in Eukaryota, Fungi, Ascomycota, Sordariomycetes, Xylariales, Hypoxylaceae. Gene Ontology annotation, molecular function: aconitate hydratase activity; 4 iron, 4 sulfur cluster binding. Gene Ontology annotation, cellular component: cytosol; mitochondrion. The transcript has a single exon. Bases 1 to 1512 code for a protein of 503 amino acids. Gene Ontology annotation, biological process: tricarboxylic acid cycle.